Molecule: messenger RNA, 663 nt
Organism: Manihot esculenta (cassava)
Lineage: Eukaryota; Viridiplantae; Streptophyta; Magnoliopsida; Malpighiales; Euphorbiaceae
Exons: 1
Coding region: 1-663 (220 amino acids)
Biological process (GO): protein ubiquitination
Cellular component (GO): cytoplasm
Molecular function (GO): ubiquitin protein ligase activity
Source: RefSeq, a predicted model, not a curated record
AUGGGUGAAGAAAUACGAUUCGGAGUACAAGUGAUAUCAGAGCUGAAUAGCCAACUCUUGAAACCGGCAGCGGUUAAGGUGACUUUUCGCCGGAAAAACGUUCAACGGUUUCGCGUCCGGCAUUUUGGAAGGUUUAUUGAACAGGAAAUUACUCAACCGUCGAACCAGCAGGUAUCUAUUUGGAUACCUGCCGGAGAUUCUCCGGACAUCCGUGUGUUAGUAAAGACGCUUGGAUAUCGGACGAUGACUGCCAUGGGAAUACCAGAAUCCGUCCAUGCAGAGAUCAUGGAAAAAAUUACAUCAAAGUCUAACGGAUAUUGUACUUGGAUUUUGGUAGAAAUAGAGAUGGUAAGGACAGGAAGUGACUUUUUCCGGCCGUUGGAUCCGGCUGAAGGCGAAGGUGGAGGUUUUGGAGAAGGAAGGAAGAUGAUUCCGGCAACAAAAUCAUCCAUUGAAGGCUUGGAAAGAUUAGCGUUUGAGGAUGAUGAUAGCAGAGAUACGACGUGCGCGGUGUGUAUGGAAACGCUUGAUGUUGGGGUGGAGGCGAUUCGGCUUCCAUGCUUCCACCUCUAUCACCGGGAUUGCAUUGUCAAGUGGCUGCAGGUCAGCCACUAUUGCCCACUUUGCCGCCAUGAUAUGCCUGCAAUUGUUAAUCAUCAAUAG